GGAGGAGCGCUGCUGUGUGAGCGCGGCAGGCGGCAGUAGGUAGUACAUGCUGGAUUAUUAUGAUGGCUCAGUAUAAAUAUGGGAGACGCGCGUCUAGGUUCAUCUGAGAUCUUUGGAGCUGGAAGGAAUCCAGAGUGGAUAUUUUGUGAAUAAUAUAUUCCUGAGGUGGGAGUCAACUACUGCAAAACUGUUUGUCGCUCCCGGGAUUAAGCAGAAAUUAAAAAUGGUCAUCAAGGUUUACAUAGCUUCUUCGAGUGGUUCUGUGGCGGUGAAGAAGCAUCAACAGGAGGUGGUGGGCUUCCUGGAGGCCAAUCGAAUCAGCUUCCAGGAAGUAGACAUCACCAUGCUGGAGGAACAGAGGCUCUGGAUGUACCGUAACAUUCCUCAGGACAGGCAGCCAGAGAAGGGCAACCCACUGCCACCACAGAUCUUCAAUGAAGAUCACUACUGUGGGGACUAUGAGGACUUCUUCCAGUCAAAGGAGAACAACACUGUGUUUGCAUUCCUGGGCCUCAGUUCCCAAACCUCAGUAAAAGAUUCUGAGUCAUAGAUCAAACUAUUGGCAUGCCACCUCCAGGGAUCCCUGAAAUGACAAGGACAAGGACUGCAUCGCUUUCUGUCUUGCAUCUCCUCCUCUCCUCUGGUGAUCCUGCCGAGAUGCUGCCAUGUUGCCAAACAUCAGACCAUGCCGAUUUUCCCCCAUGUGCAACUUCAAAACACAUUCCACUGCUCUGCACUAAAAGCCUCCAAGAGGGAUCUAACUUUCAAGAGGCCACAGAAACCAAGUCACAGCAAAAGGGGUUAACAUAACAACAACGGACUGUGGCAAAGGCAUUUGUGCUCUCUUUUCCUGUUUUAUACUGUAUGACUGCAAGCACUGUUUCACAAUGCAGUAGCAUGCAUUCUGUGUAUCUAAGUAGAGGAUUAUGUAGCAGCUUUUUGAACAGUAGAGCAAUCAGUUUGGACUGCAGUGGACUAGGAAGAACUGUGCUGGUGCAACGUGUAGCACAUGCUGCAUAAAGACACACCUGUGUACGUGUGUGUGUUGUGUUGUGUGUGUGCAGGUGGGUGGGUGUCUCAAUCAACAGCUGUUAAUGAAGGCUGUGAGGAGACAUAAGAGGCAGUGCUUAAUGUAACCUGAGACAACCUGGGGCCUUGCCAUCAUGUCUGUAUUGUGUGUGUGUGGGUAUGAGGAUGCUGUCUCUUUAAUGUUAGUUUGCACUGAAACAAAAUGACACUGCUCUGACACAGCUGCUCACCACAAGGCACAUGUGUGGACAUGCCAAGAACCCCAGAGCUAUUAGGAGAUACAAAUUGUGAAUUGCUCCCAAUUUCUUUCUUUAUUAUUUUUUUUAUUAUUAUUAUUAUUUUACAGUGCAAUGACCCUAAUGACAUGAAAAUCAUGGAGCUGGGAAAGGGGAAUGAAUUUACGAGAAAAAAAAUCACAAAUUUGUGAGA
This is a messenger RNA of Myripristis murdjan (pinecone soldierfish), 1458 nucleotides long. It is a transcript of the gene sh3bgrl2, whose product is annotated as SH3 domain binding glutamate-rich protein like 2. The transcript is spliced from 4 exons. Gene Ontology annotation, cellular component: cytoplasm. Bases 224 to 550 code for a protein of 108 amino acids. The record is from RefSeq and is a predicted model, not a curated record. NCBI's taxonomy places the organism in Eukaryota, Metazoa, Chordata, Actinopteri, Holocentriformes, Holocentridae.